Helianthus annuus (common sunflower) is the source of this 1812-nucleotide messenger RNA. RefSeq names its product disease resistance protein RPV1-like. The record is from RefSeq and is a predicted model, not a curated record. Gene Ontology annotation, biological process: defense response. Lineage: Eukaryota; Viridiplantae; Streptophyta; Magnoliopsida; Asterales; Asteraceae. Gene Ontology annotation, molecular function: protein binding. The transcript has 7 exons. The coding region runs from base 1 to 1812 and encodes 603 amino acids.
AUGGGUCAAGAAGUUGUUCGCCAAGAAUCGCCAAAAGAUCCUGGGAAACGAAGUAGAUUGUGGCAACACCAGGAUUCGUUUAAUGUGUUAAAAGAAAAUCGAGGUACAAGAAAAGUGGAGGGACUAAUUCUUGACAUGCGAAGGGCCAAGGGAAAUAACUCAACUUCAAUUGUAAAGAUGAACAGCGGAACAAAACGUAGUUAUGAUGAUUUUAGUGGCCGCAUCACCCAUGCAAAUAAAGAAAACUUCAAGGUUGGAGCAAUAGAAAAGAUGAAAAAUCUAAUGCUACUUCAAUUGGACUAUGCAACUUUUUGUGGGAGCUACAAGAAGUUGCCCAAAAAACUACGAUUGCUUCGUUGGCAUGGGUUUUCCUUAAAAUCCAUACCACGUGAUGUGCCUUUGCAGAAGUUGGUAGUUCUUGACUUGCGUUAUAGCAAAUUAAAAGAAGUUUGGGAUGGGUUCAAGGUGGUUGGAUCCCUAAAAAUCCUUGAUCUCAGUUAUUCUCUGGAGCUUAUCAAAACCCCUGACUUUGAGGGACUCCCUAGCUUGGAGAGUUUGCUCCUUUCAGGAUGCUUAAGUUUGACCCACAUAUGUAAAUCCAUUCUGUACCUUGAAAGACUGGUGUUGUUAGAUGUAAGUGAUUGCAGAAGUUUGAGGGAUAUUCCAUGCUUACCAGGAUCUCUCGAAUCACUAAAAAUGAAAGGUUGCCCCAACCUUGGAGGUCUUGGACGAGUUCAAUGCUUGGCUCCAUGUUCACUGUCAUCUCUUUUGGUAAAUAUUGAUGUCUCGGGAUGCAAUCUCUUUAAUAAUUCUUUCCCAGAGGAUUGGGGUAACCUUUUCUCGUUGAAGUUCUUAGAUAUAAGCAGCAAUCAUAUUACUUCAUUACCAGGUUGUGUCAAAAGUUUACCUAGUCUUGAAGUACUCAAUGUCGCAGGGAAAGUUCAACCAACACCGAAUACAACCUUCUUCGCCGUUUAUGGAUGCGGAAAACUGUGUGCAGUGGAGGGUUGUUUUAAGCUUGAAUCAAUAAAAAAUAUUGACAAGAAAAUUAUAAGAUAUCUUGGUUUAGAAUCAAUUUUAGAAAAGGAAAUGGGGUUCAGACUUGAGGAUAAACAAAAUGCAUAUACAAAAGAGGUCUCCAUCAAGAUAUCAUAUGAGUUUGGUAUAUUCAGUACCUAUGUUUUAGGGAAAACGCUUCCAUGUUUUAGGUAUAGAGAAACUGGAUCAACUAUAUCAUUUAGAGUUCCUUCAUAUCCUAAAGGUUCAAGAAUAAGUGGUCUGAACGUCUGUUUCUUGUCGACUGCAUAUUCUCGAGAAUCAUUAAUUUGGGACGUGGAAGUCAAUAAUAAAACCAAGGCUGUGGUAUGGAAAUACACUCCUACAGUACGUGUAACAUGUAAACAAAUGAGCAACUUCAAGUAUAUAUGGCUAAGCCUUUGGCGGACUGGCAAUCUGCUGGAUGAUGGAGACGAAAUUGUUGUAGGGAUCAGUCUGUCUGGAAGUUAUGUAGUAGAUGAGUGCCGUGUAAACUUCUUGUAUGACUAUGAUGAAGUUCAGGAGGAUAACCAAAAUGAAAUGGAUGAAGAAAAAAGGGACACCAAUUGCAUGUUUAAUCAAAUUUCAUGGACUGACAGGCUGCAAAUAGAGAUAUCAGAUUAUGUUCAUAGUGGUAAAACAUAUUGCUUCAAGAUUGGCGGUGCAACUGAUGUUCCUAAUAUUGAAGGUAUUUCUGAUCUAAUUGUCGAUUGGUGGGGCCUAAGGGCGGACCGGAGGUGCAGAUACAUUGAAGCAGGUGUUCCAGGUGCGAUUUGA